UAGCUGCAAUAUCGAUAUUAUUGUGUCGAUUGUUCAACUGUUUCCCCGAUUGUGCACAACGCUUAUUUGCAAGUCUUUGUGCUUGCUGAAACGUGCACGUGUUAACUACUCAAAGCCGACCCCGAAUAAUUGCGAUUGCAAAAAAAUGGCGCUAAAUGCUCCAAACUGCAAAGACACGCAGGAUGUACAGUUCAAGCUGCAUGACAAAUUUGUCGCAUUCCGCAAGUGUGGCGACUUACGCAGCAAUGUGAAACUGCUAGCGGUCUCAAGUAGCCGCGAUCUGCUUUUUGCCGGCAACCCAGCAGCGCCGGAGUUAAAAGUUAUAAUUAUCAAAGAUGUAGUCGCUGCUAAAUCGACCGGCAAACAGCCGAUGGCGCGUCGAGUGGUCUUGCCCCACAUCCCAAACUACAUGUCCUGCAGCGCGGAUGGCAAUAUGUUAGCCAUCAAUUACACACAGUCCAAUGGCACCAGUCUUUUGCUAAUCUAUGCAGUGCAAUCCUUUAUGACUCCAGAUAUACGCGCCAUGUACAACAUAAGAUUAGCACCCGAGGACUUUGUGCAUGCCGUGCAAUUACUGUGGAAUCCAGUGCUGCCCAAUAGCUUGGCUGUGGUGUUGAGCAAUGGCGGGCUGGGCAUGUAUACGCUAAAGGAGGCCGGCAAUUUCGAGAUGCAUUCGCUGGAUAAGAGUCAACGGGUUAAAUGUGGUUGCUGGUCACCCAAAGGCAAGCAGCUGGUGCUGGGAUUCCCAGACGGACGAUUACAACAGUUUAAGCCAGACCUGACGCCGGCCAAGACAUUGGUCUGUCCACCUAAUGUGCAUGAAGGGCCUUUUGACACGAUUGCUGUGCAUUGGCUGUCCACUUUCCAGUUUGCGGUCAUCUUUCUGCAACAUGGCGAGGAUUGCAGUCCAGCGUUGUACAUCAUAAAUGCGCCUAAGACAGGCACACCUACGUAUAUCAAUUACUUCGACAUAUGCUAUAGUCUAAAUGGACCGCGCAAUCAUCAGUUUCAUUUCACCCAUGUGCAGCAGUGGAAUCUGCUGCUGGUUAGUUCUGCGAAUGGCGUGGAAGUGGGAGUGUUGGGCACCACAGAGACGGGUGACACGCCCUCGUGGGAGCAGUUGACACUACUCGAUGAAGCUCGUAUUGAGCUGCCGCUCAGCGAAGCCACUCAAGAUGAAACCUUUCCACUAGGCUUUGUCUUUGACACAUCGGCAACACAUCAGUUGACUAUCAAUGAGAAGCAAUUGCCAAGCAUGCCGAUGGUGCAUGUUCUGGGCACCGACGGGACUUUGCUUACAUUUAAUUUCCUCAAUCUGCAGCCUGGCGCUGCCUCCGUCUGCUCGCCACCGCCUCCACUCAUGGAUACAUCUGGACAAUUUUACGCUCUAAAUACUCUGCUAGGAAACGAUGAGCAGUCCAUUACUACAGCACCAGUAGCCGUCGUUGCCAAACCAACUGCAGCCGUGGUGGAAUCUAGUGCGCCUGCGCAGUCUGAUAUUUCAUUUGCCUUUACGCCGAACACUGUCACAUCGACUCCAGCACCAGCCAAGGAAAAGCCUGCACCUAUGUUUGCCGGAUUUGGUAAUGCCAGUAAGAUAACUGCGCCACCGCCGACUUUUGGGGCUCAAAGUGCUCCGCUCAACUUUGCAUCUGCAACUCCGUCUGCAGCCACAGCUAAACCGCUUCAAACAACUGGGUUUGGUGGAUUUGGAGCAGCCACAACUGCACUUCCAGCAGCUGCUCCGGUUUUUGGUAUGCCAGUCGCUGGAACAGUACCAAACUUCGGAAAUUUGGCAGCCCCUACCGCAAGCAUUGCCGCUGUUCCUCCUUCUCAGCCUACUGCAGGAGUAGCAACAGCUGCCAUUGGAACACCCGGGAAACCCAACAAUAGCAAGCCACUUUAUACUGUGCCGCCCACAUUUACGCCGGUUGCGGUCGCCCCAACUGCAGUUUCCGCUGUCAUGAAACCCUCGGGUAAGCUCGCAGAUAUUAGCACUCGCGAAGUGGACGAUGUGAUUGCUGACAUUAUGGGAGUCCAGAUCAGUGCAUUCAACGAGCAAAUCGAGCAGCAAAAGCAACAGACAAAAGCUCUGCUCUCCCAGAUUGAAUCGCCUGCCUCUAUUAAAUUCUAUGCAAAGCGCCUGGAUGAUCUUCAGGAGCUGAAUGACCAAGCCAAUGACGUGGACUUCGAAUUGGAUGUGCAGGGAUUGCGUCAUGCAUUGAGCGAAGCCUACGCCAUUAUGGCUGAGUGUCGCGCCAAGUUGGAGGGCUACAGAAAUCCAGACAUUACACGAUUGAUGAGCUCCACCAGUUUUGACGCAGCUGGUCGUCGUAUUUUGUCCCGUCUGCAGAGCUAUCUGGCCGCCAAUCAGGCGCAGCUUCGUCUGGCACAGCAGCAUAUUGACACACAGUGGGAGCAGUAUCAGGACGUACUGCGUCGCAAUUCCAAGUCGAAAAUGCAUAUGCCCUGCCUUGAGGGCAUAUAUCAACGUCUGACCCGACUUCAGAAUAUGACAUCCGAUCAGCGUAUUAAACAGACGAAUAUUAAAGCCAAGCUGAAGGAACGUGGAUUACUGCAGACAUCGUUGAUCAACCAAGAAAACAAUCGCAAUCGCAACAAUGAAGCCGUGGACACUCUUGCCGACUCCAUACUUUCGAUGAGUCUGAAUCAAGUGGUUGAAACAAAUCGUGCCAAACUUUCACAGGAGAAAUUACAAAGUAUACGCCAUCUGCUGCAGCACCACAAAAUACAGAUCAUAAGUCCGCAACGUCCUGAUCGUGUUGGCAUCAAAUCAGAGGUCAUAUUGGAGACCAAACUGAAAGCAGAACAGAACAAAAAGGCAGCUGCGGCCAUUGCUAAACCUUCGACAGCUCAUAAGAGCACUCAGGCCGCAGCCCAAGCUGCUGCAGUGACCAGUGUCCAACUGACUAAACCUACAGCAUCCAAGACGAUAGUCGCGUCUGCACCCGCUAUUUCAGCACCAGCUCCUACACCAAUUAGCUCUGCACCAACGACUGCGUUACCUGCAACUGCUGCCGCACCGACAUCGAGCUUCAGCUUCUUCUCGGGCAGCAGCCCCUUUUCGAAGACUACAGUGGCUCCUGUUGUAGCACCGGCAACAAAUUCUAACAGCGCUGACGUUGCCAAGCCUCCUGCAACGUUGCCUACUAGCAGUGCUUUCUCAUUCAGCUUUGGUCAAAUGGGCGCCAGCCCAGCACAGCCCGCGUUGUCGUUCGGUGGAUUAUCAAUGACAACCAAACCACCAGCUCCAGCUGCAGCUUCAGUUGGAGCUGCGCCCAAUUUGUUUGCAGGCUUUGGCGCUACACCAUUGGAUGCAAGCAAACCUAAACCAGCUGUGGAGCAACCUAAGGAUAUUCAGGCAAAGCCUCUUGAGCUCAAAAAAGAUGUGCCAGCUCCAGUGGAAUUCAAGCCUACUGUCGUCGAGCCUGUCAAGAGCGUAGCAGAACCAUCUACCGGCACCUUUGGUACCACGUUCAGCACUCCAACCGUUAAGCCGACAACUCCUAAAGUCGACCCUGCCUCGAAGCCUUUUAGCUUCGCUGGUUUUGGUAGCAACGCGGGAACCACAAUUGGGGGUAAUGCUUCAAGUACGUUCAGCUUUGGAGGCUUCGGAUCUUCGUUGGGCAACUCUGCGGCGCCGAAAGCUGCGAGUGUAACCACGGCGGAGGCAACCAGUGUUUCAGCAGCUGUUGCCAUUCCAACAACUGCUGCAAGCGGCAUCGUAAGCCCUACAAACAUCUUGAAAAGCAAGCCUAUUGUGCCAGCUGCAUCAGCUGCUCCUCCUGCUUUGGGUGAGCAAGGCAGUGGCACAGUUGUAGCGCCAGCAGUGUCCACCAGCAAUGCCGAUCCUACUGAUAAUGCCUUCCGAUCGAUAAACAUCUGCAAGCCCCAGGUGAAGGAGAAAGCUGCAGAUGCACCACCAGCAAACAUCUUUAGCGGAUUUGCAGCUAACACUGCAGGCGGCUUUCAAUCGAGCGAAGCAUCAAAAGGCAUAUUUGGAGGCGCAGCAGAUGGUGGCAGUAAGACUGCUGCAACAAUUGCAUCUCCAGCAGUUACAACCGCAGCAUUGCCAAUUGCAACAACAGCUCCAGCAAUUGCUACUUCAACAACAACAUCUUCAUUAGCUGUACCUACAACAACAACAGCCAUUGUCUCUACUGUCGCAGCAACAGUUCAAUCUACAUUUGGAGCAUCCGUUGCGCCGGCUGUAACUACAAGUGCGGUCAGCAGUGCAGCUCCAGGAAUCAGCUUCUCCUUUUCGAACGCAUUCAGCAAUCUGGGCUCACCCAGCGCGCCAGCCGCCGCUACGCCGACAACUGGCGCAUCAACAGCUAGUAAUGCAUCCAGCUCGAUCUUUGGCGGUGGAAAUGCAUUUGCACCGACUACUGGUGCAAGCGCAAGUCCAUUCCAAGCAGCGCCAACAUCUACUGCAGCUGCUCCGCCCCCAACGAAUCUAUUUGGUAGUGUCCCGAAGCCGGAGGCUAGUGUGUUUGGUGGAGCCAGUACGGCUGCUGCACCACCACCCAGUGGCCUCUUCGCAGCAGCUGCUGCCAGUACGAGUCCAUCAACAUUUGGUGGAAGUCCAGCAGCCGCUCCAGCUGCAUCAGCCGCCAGCUCCGGCGGAAAUAUUUUUGGCCAGGCAGCGGCUGCAGUGAAGCCCGGUGGUUUUGGUUCGCCUGCACCAGCUGCAGCCUCAGUUGGUGGUUCCAUCUUUGGCGGUGCAAGCAGCACUGCAGCUUCACCCUUCGGCGGCACUUCUAUUUUUGGAAGCGGUAGCACCGCACAGAGUCCCCCGCCUGCAGCAGCACCCACUGGUGGCUCUAUUUUUGGGCAGAGUGUUUUCGGCUCAGCAGCUCCAACAAGCGGUGGCAAUUUAUUCAGCACUUCUAGCGCUGCACCGGCAACAGGAUUCGGAGGUGGCUCUGUUUUUGGUGGUACCCCAGCAAAUGCAACCUCACCAAAUGCCAAUAGCGGUUCCAUAUUCGGUGGCGGCAAUAGUUCUGGUGGCUUUGGUUCAUUUGCUCAAACAACUCCCGCCGCCGGUGGAUUUGGCAGUGGCUUUGCCCAAAGCACUGGCGGUUCAGUAGCCCAAUCUGGCUUUGGUUCACCGCAACCACAGAAUCCACAGUCACCCGCUGGCGGCUUUGGAGCAAAGCCUGUUUUUGGCGGCAGCCCAGCCUUUGGUGCGAGUCCCACAUUUGGUGGUGCUCCAACAUUCGGAAGUCCUAAAGGCUUCGGUACCUUUGGCAACAGUCCCAAUGUGAUUGCUCCACCAGCCUUCGGUGGACAACCGAAGCCGGCCGAGGGUAACAUUUUCGAAACGCUGGGCGGCACUGAUACGAGUCUGUCCUUCGGAAAUCUGGCUCAAACUGGCAACACCAACACCCAGAAGUCUACAUUUGGCGGCUCCUCUUUUAUGACCUACCGUUAAUCAUUUGUUUAAUGUUCUUAAUCGUUAAGAGAUUUUGUUUAAAAACAGUUGCAGAAUAAAAAAGAUAAAUAUGCGCGUGAAAA
Molecule: messenger RNA, 5538 nt
Organism: Drosophila nasuta
Lineage: Eukaryota; Metazoa; Arthropoda; Insecta; Diptera; Drosophilidae
Gene: Nup214
Product: nuclear pore complex protein Nup214
Exons: 9
Coding region: 146-5455 (1769 amino acids)
Biological process (GO): RNA export from nucleus; protein import into nucleus
Cellular component (GO): nuclear pore
Molecular function (GO): protein binding; structural constituent of nuclear pore
Source: RefSeq, a predicted model, not a curated record